AUGGUGGUUAAUAAAUUCAGAAUGAAAAGCAAUAUAAUGAGCUUUAAUCUAUCUAGCAUGGGCUGUCGUGCUGCUGUUUUAUCAGUAAGCUUAGCCAUGAGGGUCCACCACAACUCCUUGGAUCUAAUUUCGACGCCAGGUCAAAAGGAACUCCAAGUAUGGGCUACAAUGCAUCAGCUACUAAACAUAAUAUCUAUAUUCGUCAAGAAGGUAAGGAUUUUAAGGUGGAAAGGGUUUUACAUGCCAAAUUUCAAGAGGGCCUGUGAGCACUUCUGCAUUCACGCGGGAGGAAGAACUGUUAUUCAAGCAAUCAAGAAACCUACAGUUGAGCAAAGAGGAUAUAGAAGCUUCCAAUAUGACUACAGAUUCGGAAACACUUCAUCCUCUUCAGUUACAUUGAAGCCAAAGGAUGGAUGA
Tripterygium wilfordii is the source of this 417-nucleotide messenger RNA. RefSeq names its product probable 3-ketoacyl-CoA synthase 21. Gene Ontology annotation, biological process: fatty acid biosynthetic process. The transcript is spliced from 2 exons. Gene Ontology annotation, cellular component: membrane. NCBI's taxonomy places the organism in Eukaryota, Viridiplantae, Streptophyta, Magnoliopsida, Celastrales, Celastraceae. Gene Ontology annotation, molecular function: acyltransferase activity, transferring groups other than amino-acyl groups. Bases 1 to 417 code for a protein of 138 amino acids. The record is from RefSeq and is a predicted model, not a curated record.